ACAUCAGAGAAUGACUUGACAGCUAAAUAAUUUUGGCUUGUUCGACGUUAUCAUUACUGUAUUAAUAAACAAGUCGAUACCUGAUAAUAUUUUUUCAACGGCGUGGUUUUUAGUUCAUAAAAGAAAAUGGCAGAUAAUCAUGAUUCGAUGCUUGGACAAUUUACUGCAAUUACUGGUGUAGAUGCUGAACGAGCUAAAUUUUAUCUAGAAUCGUCGGCAUGGCAAGUAGACGUCGCUUUAGCAAGUUUUUAUGAAAACGAUAAUGAAGAACAACAUAAUGCUGAAAACGAUGACAUAGUAGAAUCAUCUGAUGUAGCACCAACAUCUGAAAGCUCAUCCGUUCCGGUUACCAAAUCGACAGGUAGUACACCUCAAACAGAGAAACCAAAACCACGUAAAACACCUAAUUCACGAUUUGUUACUGUUCAAUCAUUAAAUGCUGCUAAUAGCUCUGAUGAAGAAGAGGGACAAGCUUUUUAUGCGGGAGGUUCCGAACAUAGUGGACAGCAAGUAUUAGGACCUGGUAAAAAGAGGGAUAUCGUUGAUGAAAUGUUUAAGUCUGUACAAGAACAUGGAGCCGAAGUAGUCGAAACUUAUGAUAAUAAGAAAGGCAGUAAAAUAUUCAGUGGUACUGGUUAUAAAUUAGGUCAAUCAUCAAAUGAUACUGAAGUAAUAACACCAUCAACAUCAUCUUCACAAAUGACACCUUCUGAUGUUGUGCUUAAACUUUGGCGUGAAGGUUUCAGUUUAAAUGAUGGUCCUUUACGUGCUUAUCAAGAUCCCGAAAACAGAGAUUUUCUUGAUAGUGUUCGAAGAGGUGAAAUUCCACAUGAAUUGAUACGAGAAGCGCGUGGUUCCGAAGUACAUUUAAAUAUGGAAGAUCAUCGUCAUGAAGAAUUUACUCAAGUCAAACAAAAAUUAAAACCAUUCUCAGGUACGGGUCACACUUUAGGCAGUCCGGCACCAGCAACUGUCGGUUCACCCAGCAAAGAAGAAGGUGAUCGAACAGUAAAUGAAGAAGUAGCCAAAGAACAGGUUAAAAUUGAUCAGACUCAACCAACAACCAAUAUCCAAAUUCGAUUAGCUGAUGGAUCAAGAUUAAUAGGACAAUUUAAUCAUGUACAUACUGUGAAUGAUGUACGGCGGUAUAUAGUUUUAUCACGGCCACAAUAUCAAAAUCAAGAAUUUGCAUUGUUAACUACGUUUCCAAAUCGUGAAUUAAGUGAUGGUACUCAAACAUUGGAUCAAGCAGGUAUUUUAAAUGCGGCGGUUAUGCAACGUUUAAAAUAGUAAAACAUAUAACCGACGAGGUGUCUUUAUCAUAGGAUCCUUUUAGCGUACCGAAAAAAUAAUAAUUCUUCAUUUUCAUAAC
Molecule: messenger RNA, 1372 nt
Organism: Chrysoperla carnea
Lineage: Eukaryota; Metazoa; Arthropoda; Insecta; Neuroptera; Chrysopidae
Product: NSFL1 cofactor p47-like
Exons: 5
Coding region: 127-1290 (387 amino acids)
Biological process (GO): Golgi organization; proteasome-mediated ubiquitin-dependent protein catabolic process; membrane fusion
Cellular component (GO): cytosol; nucleus
Molecular function (GO): ubiquitin binding
Source: RefSeq, a predicted model, not a curated record